This is a messenger RNA of Triticum turgidum subsp. durum (durum wheat), 216 nucleotides long. Lineage: Eukaryota; Viridiplantae; Streptophyta; Magnoliopsida; Poales; Poaceae. The record is from the annotation of a GenBank genome assembly.
AUGGAUAUAGAAGACCUAAAGGAGUAUGGUAAGGCAAACGGAAAGAUGUUUAGCAGUGAAAUGAGAGCAGCAUUUAAGAGGGUCCUUGAGCAAAAGAAACAACAACAACAACCACAACCACAACCACAACCACAACCCAAGAGAAAAAAGAGGAGGGCCGCGUUGAGUCCAAUAUUGGGUGCAGUGUUGAAGUUCCACAAGGACGAUGGACGAUGA